This is a messenger RNA of Mesocricetus auratus (golden hamster), 3435 nucleotides long. It is a transcript of the gene Mat1a, whose product is annotated as methionine adenosyltransferase 1A. The transcript is spliced from 10 exons. The coding region runs from base 462 to 1652 and encodes 396 amino acids. The record is from RefSeq and is a predicted model, not a curated record. Gene Ontology annotation, molecular function: ATP binding; methionine adenosyltransferase activity. Gene Ontology annotation, cellular component: cytosol. Lineage: Eukaryota; Metazoa; Chordata; Mammalia; Rodentia; Cricetidae. Gene Ontology annotation, biological process: S-adenosylmethionine biosynthetic process.
UAGCCCAUACCAAAUCCCUGGGAGAGUUUCUAGCUGCCUGUAUGUCCCAGUGAGCAACUCCAGGCCCCCAACUCUCCAGAGUGAGAUGUUAAAACCCUGGAACCACUCAGAGAUCAGGAAGGGAGCUGAAGGAAGUUUGAGAAGCACUUCCUGUCUGAGAGUCUACAGUCUUUCUUCAUGACUUGUGGACCACAGGCUUCCCAUUUGAGACUUUGGAACUGAAGGCUGAAAUUCCUCAAGGAGUCACCCGGGAGCAAACUGUGUCCAGCCGAAGGGAGCGACACAUCUGUAUUCCAUCCACUCUCUUCCUCUUUACUCAUCCUUACCCUCUUCUCACGUGCUCAUAGGCACUUGGGCAGAAGUCAUCCCUGUGGUUUUGUAGAGGGAGGAAAACAGAAAAAAGAAUAAAAGAAGCACUGAAGUUGUCACCUUGGAAAAGUGAAGUUGAGAACUGUGACACAAUGAAUGGACCCGUGGAUGGCUUGUGUGACCAUUCUCUAAAUGAAGAAGGAGUCUUCAUGUUUACAUCAGAGUCUGUAGGAGAGGGGCAUCCAGAUAAGAUCUGUGACCAGAUUAGUGAUGCAGUGCUGGAUGCCCAUCUCAAGCAAGACCCCAAUGCCAAGGUGGCCUGUGAGACGGUGUGCAAGACAGGUAUGGUGCUGCUGUGUGGGGAGAUCACCUCAGUGGCCAUGGUCGAUUACCAGCGGGUGGUGAGAGACACCAUCAAACACAUCGGCUAUGACGACUCUGCCAAGGGCUUCGACUUCAAGACCUGCAAUGUGCUAGUGGCUCUGGAGCAACAGUCCCCAGAUAUUGCCCAAUGUGUCCACCUAGAUAGAAAUGAAGAGGAUGUUGGUGCAGGAGAUCAGGGACUGAUGUUCGGCUAUGCCACAGAUGAGACAGAAGAAUGCAUGCCUCUCACCAUUGUUCUUGCUCACAAACUUAACACCCGGAUGGCAGAUCUAAGGCGCUCUGGUGUCCUUCCCUGGCUGAGACCUGAUUCUAAAACUCAGGUAACAGUUCAGUACAGGCAGGAUAAUGGUGCCGUCAUCCCUGUGCGCAUCCAUACCAUCGUCAUCUCUGUGCAACACAAUGAAGAAAUAACGCUGGAGGCCAUGCAACAGGCCCUGAAGGAACAGGUCAUCAAAGCUGUAGUGCCUGACAAGUACCUGGAUGAAGACACCAUCUACCACCUGCAGCCAAGUGGGCGGUUCGUCAUUGGAGGUCCCCAGGGGGACGCAGGUGUCACAGGCCGCAAGAUUAUUGUGGACACAUAUGGAGGCUGGGGUGCUCAUGGUGGUGGUGCCUUCUCAGGAAAGGACUACACCAAGGUGGACCGCUCAGCAGCUUAUGCUGCCCGCUGGGUGGCCAAGUCCCUGGUGAAGGCUGGCCUCUGCCGGAGAGUUCUUGUUCAGGUGUCCUAUGCCAUUGGUGUGGCAGAACCGCUGUCCAUUUCCAUCUUCACCUACGGGACCUCGAAGAAGACUGAGCGGGAGCUGCUCGAGGUGGUGAACAAGAACUUCGACCUCCGUCCCGGUGUUAUUGUUAGGGACUUGGACCUGAAAAGGCCCAUCUACCAGAAGACCGCGUGCUACGGCCAUUUCGGGAGAAGCGAGUUUCCCUGGGAGGUCCCCAAGAAGCUUGUGUUCUAGAGCUGGUGGGAGGUUUGGCUUUGUUCCACAGUCUGUCCUCUUCUCCAGGAUCUCAGCUCCCAGGUCUCCUAGCCUCUCUCGAGUGCCCUCUCUGCUCUUACCCUCAGGGCAAAGCAAGCUUCUUCUAAUGUUUCCCUCUCCUGUAAUCUGCAAACGUCUCAUGAAUGAUAUGCCAAGUGGCUAUGUGAUGUGGAGUUAUCAGGUCUCCUUGCAACAGUAGUCAAUGUUCUCUGUCCGUCCCUCAGAUAACAGCCAUGUUGAUUUUGUGAAAAAGUCACCCCUGUUAGGCAUGGAGUUGCUCCCUUAUCUUCUCCCACAGUCUGAACCUGACUAGGACAUCUCUUCCUCCCUCCUGGGUAUGUGCCCAGAUGAGUGUAUUGCACAUACCUCUCUGGCUUUCCCUUGACAUUGGCAGUCAGAGCUCCUGGGCCAGAGCUUUCCUAAGGCUCCUGUGAGACUGGGCAUCUGCCACAUAAAUAUGGCCGAUGUCCCCUGAGCAUUUGCACUGUGCGAAGGACUGAGCUGUGCAUGCUUCAUCACAGCACAAUAAGGUGGCAUCUUUAUUAUCCACAUUAACAGAUGAGGAAACUGAGGCACAGGGAAUCCACAAAGCUCUCACAAGUUCCCACAGCCACAUGUAUCAGAGCAAAGAAGUGGAUUUGGGGCUUUGACUCUCUAACUGUCACAUCUGCAUCCUAAACCAGAUGUAUCCUGAGUGAUGACCAAGUGGAUUGACUUGAGACUGUGGCCUCUUAUUUAAGGCCUGGGCAUUCUCGAAAUUAGGAGGUGAACCCAGUGGCUCUUGGUGAGCCCUGGGCAGUGUUCUAGGAAGUCAAGAUGGAAACUUGUAAGUGUCUCACUUGCUCUGGAAGAGAGUUCAAGGCAAGCUUGGUAUCUUGGCCUGUCAAGCUGGGCUGGGGUUUGGAACUAAGAAGAGGUUUCAUGGUCUUAGCUCCCAUCAUUCAACGACAUGGGGGCUAAUCAUAGACAGCCCCAUAGAGAAGAGGCAGCAGCUUGUUCCAUCACAGGCAACCAGCCUCAGAUAGGGACCCUGCCCCCCUCAAGGCUCGCUUCUUCCCUGGACCCUCGUGCUUACUCAGUCUAAAUGCUCCUUGGGAAGUAAAUGAUCCAGGUGCAGUCAGGCUCCAAGCAGUGGAGAAGUUACUCAAGAUCUAAUGAGAACUGGCGUUCACCAGGUAGCCUUUGUGGUGUGCGUCUGUCUACCAGGGUCCUGGAAACUAUAUGUUCCUAUGGGGUCCCAUCAUGACCAGUACCACCCAUCCAACCUCUCCCUAGCUGGGGCCUCCCCACAGCAGACCCUCUGCCAGCUCCCAGGGACACGGGUUCAGGAAGGGAGCUGGCUCACAGUGCUGGCUCACAGUGCUGACUCAGCAGCAUUAUCAAGGACCAGAUGCCUUGCAUCUGUACCUUGCCUGGACCACAAAGAGCCCAGGUUUUCCCUUCCAACCAAGGUGAGGAAUAGCAGGGGGAAAGUCCUAAUGGCCAAAGAUCCCUGGAGCUGUGUGUGGCAUAGAAGCUUGGGUCUCUCCGUAGGGUUCCUGGCUGCCUGGAGCAAAGUGCCUCAUAGCAGACGGAAGGAUGUGUGUGCAGAUGGCUGAGUUCCUGUAACUUUAGCUAUGUCUGAAUAAAAAUCCAGAAUUAUAUACUUCCCCUAACCCUCAGACUCAUGAGACUCUUUUUUUUUUUUCAAUGUUUCAUAUGAAACAAAGCUAAUAUUUGUUACUAGUACCUGAUAGUAUGGUGAAUAAAAACUCAAACUCAA